Molecule: messenger RNA, 1498 nt
Organism: Periconia digitata
Lineage: Eukaryota; Fungi; Ascomycota; Dothideomycetes; Pleosporales; Periconiaceae
Source: the annotation of a GenBank genome assembly
AUGAAAUCACGGCUCAUAGCAGCAGCCAAAAUCACCACCAGUCACCCUACAAAUCCUUUAAUCAAUCAAAACAUUAAUCCCCUCCGCCUCUGCCGCUUUCACAGCAGCCUCUCUCGCUGCAACCGCCUUCGCAAGCCGCGUAUAAUUCGAAAACUUCUCCACGGCAACCCCACUAGGCUUUCCCCACCUGUAGAAAACAACUUCUUAUCAAUAGCCGUAAAGCACUCAUUAAUCGUUGCUACCGCUUUCCUCCUCACAUCAUCAUGCAAAGCGUCCGUAGUGACGAACCGUCCCGGACGGAACAAUCCCCCGAAAGCUUGCCCGUGGACUUUCCCGCUGAGAAAGUUAAACCAUUCGUACGCGCGCACGAUUUCGAGAUUGGUGCGGCCUAGGAGGUGUUUCUCCGGCACGAGUUGAGAAAUCGCGGUCAAGAUGGCGGGGACUUCGGUGAUGGUUUCGUCGUCCAAGAUGAGAAUAGGUACUGCGCCUUUGGGGUUCAAAUGCAGUUUAUCGGCCGGGAAGCCCUCGCGUACGGAGAGCGCGGUGGUGGUGAAGGGAAUGUUGGCGUCGUAGAGGGCAAUGUGGGCUGCGAAGGAGCAGGCGCCGUUGCCUAGGUAGAGAUGGAUUUUGGGGGCCAUAAUGAGUAGUAGAAAAUUGCUUAGUUCUGAAUGAUUUAGUUGUGUUUCUGGUUUAGUUUUAGGCGUAAGACGCGAUCCUUUGCGAUUGAUAUAUAGGUGUGAUUAGUAUUCAAUUGCUAUAUGAUUGUAUAACCAAGCUGACUCGAGCUGACUCGCGUGUUGCCUUCUCGAAGCAGCCUAAGCAGAACGCGGUAAGAUGUAGACGUGUCCACUUUUAUUUCAAUGCUAAUUAUCUUUCAGAAUCUCAUCCUUUUACCUCAAUAAGUUACUUUGUAGUCCUUUUUGGUUAGUAGGAAGGUAAGCGCUGUCGAAAUUAGUCAUUCCCGGAAUUUUUCCGAUUCAUGGUGUACAAACCGUCUUGAAUAAGGACAAUCUCACAAACCAUCAUCCUUGGAUUACUGAACAAAGGUCUAGAACUACCUGUCAUCUAAUACACAGACAUGAUCUGGGCCAAAUAAUCAUUUGUGACUGUUCUUGUGCUUAGAUGACAUUGAAGCUACCCUGGGAACGCAAUGUAUAUGAAAGCACGAAAUGUGGUGUUGACUAUGUGACACACGAGACUGAUAUACGCAAGCUCCUAGCAGAUCACCCAAUUUCUGGUCUAAUACUGAAUGGAGGAUAAAGUGAUUUGGACCACCUUGUACAGAUUCGUUUGACGAAUCUGUUUCUCACCGGGUUUCAAUUGACAACUUUUUGGGUGUAGGAAACACUGUAACUUCCAAAAAAAAAAAAAAAAAAAAUUCACCCGAUGGCCCAGAGAAAGAACAAGACAAGGAGGCAAGCAAGCCAACCCCCCAAAGAAAAAUACACAUGUGCAAUGCGAACCAAAGGUCCCCAACAAAGAAAGAAAGAAUCUCCCC